Messenger RNA from Propithecus coquereli (Coquerel's sifaka), 849 nucleotides. It is a transcript of the gene UBXN10, whose product is annotated as UBX domain protein 10. NCBI's taxonomy places the organism in Eukaryota, Metazoa, Chordata, Mammalia, Primates, Indriidae. The coding region runs from base 1 to 849 and encodes 282 amino acids. The transcript has a single exon. Gene Ontology annotation, molecular function: protein binding. The record is from RefSeq and is a predicted model, not a curated record.
AUGGCCACAGAAGCCCCUGUGAACAUAGCACCACCUGAACGCAGCGCUGCUGUCAGCUCCACGGCCGACAGCUUUGUUUGGCAGCCAAACUCACUAACCAUGCACGUCACGAGGCCCAAGUCUGCCAAGGGACGGACACGGCCGAGACUGCACAAAUCCCAGGGCACAGAGGUGUGCUCUCCCCAAAUACCGUCUUCUCCGCCUCCAGCCAUUCCCUGUGAGUUGCCAAGCAGCCAAAAGCCAGUAGCUUGUGCACCCAAAUCUCCAAAACAGGGAGCUUUGGAUGAGAUCCCUGAGUCGCUGCUGCAGCAAGUGCCUCAUGGGGCUUCCUCUUCUCUCAAUAAAUACCCCGUCCUUCCUUCCAUCAGCAGGAAGACCCUGGAGGAGGGGGCUGUGGAGACAGUAGCUGAACAGGCCAGCUCACUGCAGCUGAGCAGCAUCCGCGCUCUUUUCCAAAAGGAGACCUGCACCUCGAAGACAAGUGAGGAAGCUUCCAGAGCUCCUGCUUGUGCCUUGGAGAGGAAAUUUGUCGUGCAAACCAAGAGACAGGGCUCCUCCAGGCCCAGAAACCUGGAGGAACCAUCAGACCAAGAACCAAGGCUGCUGCUUGCCGUCAGAUCACCAUCAGGCCAAAGGUUUGUGCGGUAUUUCCGGCCAACUGAUGAUUUGCAAACCGUUGUUGCUGUGGCUGAACAAAAGAACAAAACCUCCUAUCGACACUGCAGCAUCGAAACCAUGGAGGUGCCCAGGAGACGUUUUUCUGACCUCACCAGAUCUCUGCAAGAGUGCAGAAUCCCCCACAAGUCGGUGCUGGGCAUCUCACAGGAAGACGUGGAGGGGCGGCCCUGA